AAGAGAAUUUUGCCGUUCUUUUCUUUGCCUUAUCGCCCGGCUGGCUUCCCAAAAUCUAAUGCCCUUCCAGGUGAUCUCUCAGGAGACUGGAAGAUCUCUGACGCUCAAGUCGGCUUGCCCUUUCUUUCUAAUUUUGGCAACCGCCGUCAAUUUCCAUUCCAGUUUUUGCGCUCGCUUCCUUCGACCCAAAUCUCUCACUGCAUUUCGCCCUAAAGCUGUGGAAUCGUUAGCAGAUUUCGUUUAUGAUGUCCACGGCGUCAUUUUGCGGGCAGCUAGCCUCUUCUUUGUCGGUGACCAGGAGUCGUAGGCGGCACUUGAAUUGGCAAACUCGUUGCUGCUUCUUCAAUCUUGCAUCUGCCGGUCGCAGUUACGGAUCUGUGGCUGUUCGGCCCCUGCGGGCCCUGUCCACCACAAGCGCCCUGGGGACCGGCCCUUUGGAGGUUCGGUUCAACGAGGUAAUUGAGUCGCUCGUGGAUCGAAUUGAUCUAUCGGAAGAAGAGGCGGAAGCGUGCCUCAAGCUUCUACUCAAUGAAGCCAACGAGGCUUUAAUUAGCGCCUUCCUCGUGCUUUUGCGUGCUAAAGGAGAGACCUUUCAGGAGAUUGUUGGAUUGGCGAGGGCGAUGAUAGAAUGCGCGGUGAAGGUCAAUGGAAUAGGUGAUGCGGUUGACAUUGUUGGUACUGGAGGAGACGGGGCUAAUACGGUUAACAUUUCUACUGGCGCUUCUAUACUUACUGCAGCAGCUGGUCUGAAAGUCGCUAAGCAAGGUAAUCGAUCCAGCUCCUCUGCCUGCGGGAGCGCUGAUGUAUUGGAAGCGUUGGGGGUGAACAUCCAGUUAGGCCCUGAGGAAGUAAAAUGCUGCGUGAAGGAAGCAGGUAUAGGAUUCAUGAUGUCUCCACUUUAUCACCCAGCAAUGAAAAUUGUUGGUCCUGUCAGGAAAAAGCUCAAAGUGAAGACUGUCUUCAACAUUCUGGGGCCAAUGUUGAAUCCAGCACGAGUUCCAUGCACUGUUGUUGGUGUAUACCAUGAAGACAUAGUACUCAAAAUGGCUAAUGCAUUGCAGAAGUUUGGAAUGAAGAGAGCAUUAGUAGUUCAUUCUAAAGGUUUAGAUGAGAUAAGUCCACUUGGAUCUGGAUACUUCCUUGAUGUCACGCCCACAGCAAUAAACAAACUAUACUUCGAUCCAUUGGACUCUGGUAUUCCCCGCUGCACGCUAAAUGAUCUUAAAGGAGGCGGCCCACAGUUCAAUGCAGAAGUUCUUCGAAGAGUAUUGUCUGGUGAAAAGGGCCCAAUUGCUGAUGCUCUCGUUCUUAAUGCUGCCGCUGCUCUUCUCGUCGCCGGUCAUGUGAGCAACUUUAGCGAAGGUGUAGCACUAGCUCAAGAGACGCAUCAAUCUGGGAAGGCCAUCGACACACUCACUUCCUGGAUUGCAGUCUCCAACAGAUCAGGAUAAGCAGCUGCGAGGUCUCUAUGAUUAGUAUCUCGAUCGGUAUGCAAUAAAUUACUCGAGCGCCUUGUUGCGACAUGCUGAGGUGAAAGUUGAUUUCGAAGUCCAGAAAUAUUUACCAUCGCAAUAAAAGUUCCAUCUUAUGACGGAUGACCUUGUGAUCUUUCGUGAUUGUGGUGUCAGACGCAACCCGAAAUACCUCAAUCGAAUUUUAAUAACAGUUGUAGCUGCUAACGGCUAAAACGUGUAACAAUUGGUUGUUAAUAUUUUUAAGUGUCAUUAUUGGUUGAUUUUGCUUAUAACAUGAUUAAAUAAUAUUUUAUCAAGUAAAAUAAAUUGAAGGAUUUCA
Zingiber officinale is the source of this 1794-nucleotide messenger RNA. RefSeq names its product anthranilate phosphoribosyltransferase, chloroplastic-like. The transcript is spliced from 10 exons. Gene Ontology annotation, molecular function: anthranilate phosphoribosyltransferase activity. Gene Ontology annotation, biological process: L-tryptophan biosynthetic process. Gene Ontology annotation, cellular component: cytosol. Bases 243 to 1451 code for a protein of 402 amino acids. The record is from RefSeq and is a predicted model, not a curated record. Lineage: Eukaryota; Viridiplantae; Streptophyta; Magnoliopsida; Zingiberales; Zingiberaceae.